Molecule: messenger RNA, 1519 nt
Organism: Brassica oleracea var. oleracea
Lineage: Eukaryota; Viridiplantae; Streptophyta; Magnoliopsida; Brassicales; Brassicaceae
Product: pollen-specific protein SF21
Exons: 10
Coding region: 213-1250 (345 amino acids)
Source: RefSeq, a predicted model, not a curated record
GAGAGAGAAUAAACGAAGAAAAAAAAAAACUAAAAAUCGGUUAUUUUUCCAGAGAGGUCUUAGGAGAGAGACGGAAUCGCUUUGUAUAUAAGCUAAACAAGCCAAAAACAUUUAGAGGAAGAGAAAGAAAAGAGCUCCUCUUGUUAUCCCUGCGGGUUAAUAAUAAGACAACGGCGACAGCCAAGGCGGAAACUGAGGAGCUUUUGUUGCCAAUGGCGGAGUCAAACGGCUCCGUUUCCGUCGACGUUGGAACCAUCUAUCUUGGUGGCAAGGAGCAUCGUGUUAAAACUGCAUGUGGUGUUGUGUCUGUCAUUGUCUAUGGAGAUCGAGAAAAGCCAGCAUUGAUUACGUAUCCCGAUCUGGCCCUUAACCAUAUGUCAUGCUUCCAAGGAUUGUUCUUUUGCCCUGAAGCAGCUUCCUUGCUGUUACAUAACUUCUGCAUAUAUCAUAUCAGUCCACCGGGGCAUGAGUUGGGAGCUGGUCCGAUUUUUCCUAAUGAUUCAGUCCCUUCUGCUGAUGAUUUAGCUGAUCAGAUCCUUGAAGUUCUCAACUUUUUCGGCCUUGGUGCUGUGAUGUGUAUGGGAGUGACUGCAGGUGCUUACAUCCUCGCAUUAUUCGCGAUGAAACAUAGAGAAAGGGUUGCCGGUUUGAUUCUUGUCUCACCACUAUGCAAGGCACCGUCUUGGUCUGAAUGGUUCUACAACAGAGUUGUCUCAAACUUGUUGUAUUUCUACGGAAUGUGUGGAGUUGUUAAGGAGUUUUUGCUUCAAAGAUAUUUUAGUAAGGAAGUCCGUGGUAACGUAGAGCUUCCAGAGUCAGAUAUAGCACAAGCUUGCAGAAGACUGCUUGAUGAGAGGCAAAGUGUAAACGUCAUGCGGUUUCUUGAUGCCAUUGAUCGGAGACCUGACAUCUCAAGUGGAUUGAAGAAACUAAAAUGCAGGACACUUAUCUUUAUAGGAGAUCAAUCGCCAUUCUAUUCAGAAGCUGUUCACAUGGCAGCAAAUUUGGAUAGAGGAUACUGUGCUUUGGUUGAGGUUCAGGCUUGUGGUUCAAUGGUAACAGAGGAGCAACCGCAUGCAAUGUUGGUUCCAAUGGAAUAUUUCUUGAUGGGAUAUGGAUUAUACAGACCAUCUUGUUUCACAGAGAGCCCUAGAAGUCCUCUUAGCCCUUCCUGCAUUUCACCCGAGCUUCUCUCCCCUGAAAGCAUGGGAUUAAAGCUUAAGCCUAUCAAAACCCGAGUUUCCGCUUAAGUGCAUGUGUGUGCUAUUACACUGAUUCACUGGUCUAGUUUUGUAGAUAUAGAACAAACAAACACUAGGGAGAUUUGAGGAGAAGACAUCUAAGCCAUCCUUAUAUAACACAUUCUUUUGUAGUCAGCCAUGAUAAAAACAGCCGUUCAUUUUGUUAAGAAGCCACAAAUGUUGUUUCAUUAUAUUCAUUUUUCUAUAUAUAUGUAAAAUGUUCUGGUGUUGUGACAAUGUAACAUUUUUUUGUGAUGGGACACUUGCAGAUUAUGUCA